AUGGAUGGCUUCAAUGGAGAUCUAUGCCUUGGACUUCGACAUGAAGUAAAUGUAGAUGUUCGAGCCUACUACGAAAUGCUCGAAAAUGAUGAUGAGGGGACAGCGUGUCGUCAUCCGAGUAACGACCAGGAACAAGAAUUCAACUGUCGUAGUCGUUGUCGACUUCACCUGAUUCGGGAAAUUUACAACUGUACAGCUCACUCAUUGUCAUACUUGGCCGAUAAAGAUUAUGAUGGAUAUUCACCAUGUGACUACACCACUGAUGUUGAACGGACAGAGAAUACAAACUCUACCGAUGAAGAAUGUCUGAAGAGUUGUUAUCGGAACUGCAAGCAAAUACGAUUUCGAGUCGAUCACGAAAUCAAGGGACCCAUGUUAAACAGCAAUUUAACAAUGGUAACGUUGAACUGGCGCUCUUUUGAAUAUUUGUCGCUAGAACAAAACAGGGUUUAUACGGUGACAAGUUUUAUCGCCGAGAUUGGCGGAUCAAUUGGUGUUUGGUUGGGACUUUCCGUUUUGAGCUUGAUCCAGGUCAGCCAACAUUCAAUUCAGGAUUUACUACUUAGGUAUACCUCAAACAAGCAAUCUUUACAGAACGGUUCCUGUUUCGUUGCAAAUUUGUCUCAUUCACAUAAAAAUCGGAAUUUAUAA
Molecule: messenger RNA, 651 nt
Organism: Gongylonema pulchrum
Lineage: Eukaryota; Metazoa; Nematoda; Chromadorea; Rhabditida; Gongylonematidae
Source: the annotation of a GenBank genome assembly